AUGGCGCCACGCCCUCCAGCAGACAUAGUCUCCCGCUCCGAUGCGGACGCUUGUGUCUACCGGGAUUUGCGCUCCCACCGCCGUCCCGAUAACCGCCACGCCAAACAAUCGGCAAAGUACUACGGCUACCGAGGCGUCCACCCCAGCUGGAUUGGCCAGCCGUACUUCGACAUUACUACAGGGUCACAAGACCCUGACCGCGAGUCCGAGUGGGCAUACCAAUACCCCAACCUCCACGCAAGCAUGGAUCCACUACUCCUCGCGGAAGCCAACGGUACAGCAGUGCCCAAAAUAGCGACCUGGACGAAGCGAGAUAUGUGGCAGGAUCGCGAAAAUGGCAUAUGGCCACUUGAUCGACGACAUCACGUGGGCAAGCGAAUCCGCGAAAAGAGGUGUCGGAAGUGGAAUGAGCUGGCUAUGGGGCGGCGGAUGAGGCAGAGGAGCAGGGAAUGGGGGUUUGUGGUUGAGGAUGCGCGCGAUAUGGCUAGGCUGCGGUACGAUGAUGUGGAUACCGUUUACUGGGAACUUGACGACGUGGACGUCGAGGAGGUGUACAAUGAAAGAGGAGAGCCGCCGCCCGAGUGGAUCUAUCUUGACGGGGAGAGGUUUUUCGACGCAUGGUUCGAGAACGGGGUUGGUGGCUAUUGGGAAGAGAGCGACGGGGUAGUUGAAGUUGAGGACUGUUCACUUGCGGUUCAAGAGCAGGACGACUUGAACUUCAUCUGGCUUCGAAGUGUCGAGCGUGCUGGGAAAGACAGCGAGGAAGAUGACUACUGCUUCGUAUACAGGCACGAGGGCCGCGAUGACAUGUCGAACUACGCCGGAGAGGAUUGCGACUUUGAGAUGAUUGAGCUGUGGACGGGUGUUAGGUAA
Messenger RNA from Cladophialophora yegresii CBS 114405, 873 nucleotides. RefSeq lists its product as uncharacterized. The record is from RefSeq and is a predicted model, not a curated record. The coding region runs from base 1 to 873 and encodes 290 amino acids. The transcript has a single exon. NCBI's taxonomy places the organism in Eukaryota, Fungi, Ascomycota, Eurotiomycetes, Chaetothyriales, Herpotrichiellaceae.